Molecule: messenger RNA, 561 nt
Organism: Centropristis striata (black sea bass)
Lineage: Eukaryota; Metazoa; Chordata; Actinopteri; Perciformes; Serranidae
Gene: cart1
Product: cocaine- and amphetamine-regulated transcript 1
Exons: 3
Coding region: 215-523 (102 amino acids)
Biological process (GO): G protein-coupled receptor signaling pathway; cellular response to starvation; positive regulation of MAPK cascade
Molecular function (GO): neuropeptide hormone activity
Source: RefSeq, a predicted model, not a curated record
UCUGCUGACCUCUGACCUCGGCGCCGAGGCUGCUGCUCGUCUCAUUACCAGCAGGUCAAUAUUGUCUCUGUGACGUCGGAGACGCUCGCGUUUAAAAGCUUCACGGACGGAGACGGACUCCUCAGAACCCAGAGGACCGUCUGAGGCGUCCCGUGUCCCUCAGAGUCCCCCAGAGCCCCCCAGAGCCCCGGUCCGGUCCGAGUCCAUCAGCACCAUGGUCAGCACCAGGCUGCUGCUCCUCAGCGCCUCCUUCUGGCUGCUGGUUGUUUCAGGGAGCAGCGAGGAGCUGAUGGAGGAGAGAUCAGCAGGAGAACACGCAGAGGAGGAGCUGAUCGAAGCUCUGCAGGAAGUUCUGGAGAAGUUAAAGAACAAACAGCUCCCGUCGUCGGAGAAGAAGCUCGGCUGGGUUCCUGCUUGUGAUGCAGGCGAGCAGUGUGCGGUGCGUAAAGGUUCGAGGAUCGGGAAGCUGUGCGGUUGUCCCGGAGGAACCGUCUGCAACUUCAACGUCCUCCAGUGUCUCUAGGGACUUCCUGUUGCUCUCUACUUCAAAAUAAAGGUGGC